Elgaria multicarinata webbii is the source of this 1450-nucleotide messenger RNA. It is a transcript of the gene ST8SIA1, whose product is annotated as ST8 alpha-N-acetyl-neuraminide alpha-2,8-sialyltransferase 1. The transcript has 5 exons. Lineage: Eukaryota; Metazoa; Chordata; Lepidosauria; Squamata; Anguidae. Gene Ontology annotation, molecular function: alpha-N-acetylneuraminate alpha-2,8-sialyltransferase activity. The record is from RefSeq and is a predicted model, not a curated record. Bases 39 to 1073 code for a protein of 344 amino acids. Gene Ontology annotation, biological process: oligosaccharide metabolic process; N-glycan processing.
GCGACUACAAGACGGCCGGGGGGAUCCGAAAGCGGAGGAUGGCGGCGGGGCUGUGCCUCUGCAAAGGCCCCCGCACCCGGCUGCGGGUUGGCGCCAGCGCCUUGGCGUUCUUUGUCCUCUGCUGGCUCUACAUCUUCCCCGUCUACCGGCUGCCGGAUGAGAAAGAGAUCGUGCAAGGAGUCCUGCUGCAGCAAGGCAAAGCCUGGCGGAGGAACCUCACCGCAGUCGCCGGCUUCAGGAAACUACUGAAAGACUGUUGUGACCCCAGUCAACUCUUUGCGAUGACAAAAGAGAAUUCUCCGGUGGGAAAGAAUCUUUGGUACGAUGGUGAAUUUUUGUAUUCCUUGACGAUUGACAACGAAACCUUCUCACUUUUUCCAAAGGCAACCCCGUUCCAGCUGCCAUUGAAGAAAUGCUCCGUGGUGGGAAAUGGUGGCAUUCUCAAGAAGAGCAACUGUGGCAGACGAAUAGAUCAAGCGGACUUUGUCAUGCGAUGCAACCUCCCUCCUCUCACCAGUGAAUACAGCAAGGAUGUUGGGUCCAAAACUCAGUUGGUGACCGCAAAUCCCAGCAUUAUUAAGAAAAGGUUCCAGAAUCUUCUUUGGUCCCGAAAAGCCUUUGUGGACAGUGUUAAAGUCUACAACCAGAGCUACAUCUAUAUGCCAGCCUUUUCCAUGAAAACGGGGACAGAGCCCUCGCUCCGAGUCUUCUAUACCCUAGCAGACGUUGGUGCCAGACAGACGGUGAUCUUCGCCAACCCAAACUUCCUGCGUGACAUUGGAAAGUUCUGGAAGAGCAAAGGAAUUCACGGAAAGCGGCUUUCAACGGGCCUCUUCCUGGUCAGUGCAGCCCUGGGUUUAUGUGAAGAAGUAACAAUUUAUGGCUUCUGGCCUUUCUCGAUGGACCUGCAUGAAAAGUUUAUCAGCCAUCAUUACUACGAUAAUGUCUUGCCGGAUUCAGGCUUCCAUGCCAUGCCAGAAGAAUUCUUACAGCUUUGGUUUCUUCACAAAAGAGGUGUAUUGCGAAUGCAGCUGGAACAUUGUGAGGACUCCGUAUCUUAUUCUGCAGCAUGAGGACCUUGGGGAAGGUCUGAGGGGGCUUGCCCGCUUCACAUUUUACAAUGAGGACAAACUGGAAAAGGGGGAGGAAAAUACCCCGAAACCCAACCUUUAAUGGACUUGCAUGGGCUGCUACAAUAAUAAUUAACGCCAUUGUUAACUUGAAGGUGAACAGAGGAAUUAGAGUCCUUUUGUGCAGUGUUCUGUGAAGUCCUCGGUGGAUUUUACUCAACAAAAUGGCAGAAUUCAACUGUGCAUUGCCAAGGUAGUGAUUCAAGAACAUUAAAGGGUCCAGUGAGGGUAGGGCUACCAAGGGCUUUCAGUGAUAGUGCUGAAUAUUUCAUGUUGUUCAGCUUUAAGACUGCUACCCAUACAAUUUGGGAGAUUUUUCU